Sclerotinia sclerotiorum 1980 UF-70 is the source of this 180-nucleotide messenger RNA. RefSeq lists its product with no specific name. The transcript has a single exon. The record is from RefSeq and is a predicted model, not a curated record. NCBI's taxonomy places the organism in Eukaryota, Fungi, Ascomycota, Leotiomycetes, Helotiales, Sclerotiniaceae. The coding region runs from base 1 to 180 and encodes 59 amino acids.
AUGGCGAUGGCGGUUAUGAUUUUGGUGCGGAAUACUGCGGGUAUGGUGGUGCUGGGGGCGGGAUUGUCCUUGUAUGCAUAUAGCAAAUUGGGGUUUGAGUGGGAAAAUUCUGGAUUGGGGUUUAUGGCGCUUGGUUUUGUUUUGGUGUCGUUGUUUUUGGUGAGGUUUGGAGAGGAGUAG